Cannabis sativa is the source of this 528-nucleotide messenger RNA. RefSeq names its product putative disease resistance RPP13-like protein 1. Lineage: Eukaryota; Viridiplantae; Streptophyta; Magnoliopsida; Rosales; Cannabaceae. Gene Ontology annotation, molecular function: ADP binding. Bases 1 to 528 code for a protein of 175 amino acids. Gene Ontology annotation, biological process: defense response to other organism. The transcript has 3 exons. The record is from RefSeq and is a predicted model, not a curated record.
AUGGCCAAAACUAAGAAUGCCCAACCAUCCAAGAAGCCCACUCGUGGCUCUGCUUCUGCUUCACCGGUGUCUCCGCCUGCGCCGCCUGCUCCAGCAACCGGAGCUUCUGAGGAGGUUGAAGGAAGAAUUGAAGGGAAAGAAAUUCUUGAUGAUGUUUGGAACGAGUCUUAUAGGACAAUUGCUGGCAAUUAUUUGUCAACUUUCAGAAACAUCUUUGAUCUCAAUGACUAUCAAGAUUUGCAAGUAAUUGAUAGGAAAAUUGUGGACAAGUGCAAAGGUCUUCCCUUAGCAGUAAAAUCUCUUGGUGGGUUAUUGCGUUCUGAACCAAAUUCCAAAAAAUUAGAGGACAUACUUAUCAGUGACACAUGGGAGGAGUUGUACAUGAAGGAGGGUUCCAUUCUUCCAGCUUUAUGGUUAAGCUAUCGCCACUUACCUUCACAUCUCAAGCAAUGUUUUGCGUAUUGUUCCAUAUUUCCCAAAGAUUAUCAAUUUGAAAGAGAAAAAUUUAUCUCCAAAUGCAUGACCUAA